Messenger RNA from Didymodactylos carnosus, 1675 nucleotides. The record is from the annotation of a GenBank genome assembly. Lineage: Eukaryota; Metazoa; Rotifera; Eurotatoria; Philodinida; Philodinidae.
AUGGGUCUUUUAACUGAAGGUAGACAAUUAUCAUGGGAAGAAAUAAAAUCCCAGAGAGAACAAAUUCGACAAUAUGGUGUUGACCAAUUCAUUUAUUUAUAUAAAAUCUUUGAAAAUAGGAAACAUGAUUGUUUUUCAUGGGGAGAUGAAGUUGAAUUCACACUUGUGCGAUUUGAUCAUGCAAAUAAAAAAGUACAACUAUUACUGAAAGCUCACGAACUGUUACCCACACUAAGCGAGAAAAACAAAGAAUUGAGUGAAAAUGAAUGUCAUAUUGUUUGGCAUCCAGAAGCGUGUAAUUAUGUUGUGGAAGGUGUUCCUGAGAAACCCUAUGGCUUUUUACCAAUACAUUUUAAUACGGUUGAAGCAAAUAUGAAAUUAAGACGACAACAAGUGCAAAACAUCCUUGACAAAGAUGAAUAUAUACUGAAUAUUUCAGCUUUUCCAAGGUUGGGUUCACCGGCAUUCACUUAUCCAAUUCUUAAAAAUGAUCCAUUAAAUUCCGUUGAAUUAUCAUUAUUUUUUCCUGAUGAUGUAAUGUCACCUGUUCAUCCACGAACGAGACAAUUGGCAAAAAAUUUGAUAGCAAGACGAAAAGCAAAAAUAUCUGUCAAUAUUCCAAUUUAUCCUGAUACAAAUACAACAAAACCAUUUCGUGAAGAUUUAUCUAUAUAUGGUGUUGAUUCAGCUGAUUAUACGGUAAAUUGUUUAGAUGAUCAUAUUCAUUUGGAUUCAUCAUCAUCUGGAUGGGGAUGUUCGUGUUUACAAGUGACAUUUCAAGCAGAAUGUUUGGAAGAAUGUGGAUUUCUAUACGAUCAACUGAUACCAUUAACACCAAUUAUGUUGGCAUUGAGUGCUGCUUGUCCAAUCUGGCGUGGAUAUUUAGCGGAUAUUGAUUGUCGUUGGAAAAUACUAUGCGAAAGUGCUGAUGAUCGAACAUUAGAAGAACAAGGAUUAAAACCGUUGAAAAAUGAUCGUUUUACAAUUAAAAAAUCUCGUUUUGCAUCAACAGAUUGUUACAUAUCGGAAUCAAGUUCAAAAUACAACGAUAUUAAAGUUGUUGUUGAUCAAAAGAUUUUUAAGAAACUUAUAUCAAAUGAUAUUGACGAAACAUUAGCGCAACAUAUUGCUCAUAUUUUUAUACGCGAUCCACUUGUAAUUCUUGAAGAACAAUUACAUCCAAAAGAGGGUGAAACAAAUACCUAUCAUUUCGAAGUAAGCAACACUGGCAUUUUAAUUCCUAACAGAGAUGCUAGUCUAACCACAACGUCUCGAGAGUAUAUGCGCGCUGAAUCUAGGCAAGGCAUUCAUCAUUAUACUUAUGAAUGAUGGUAGCUAGAGUUUUGCCGGUUUAGGUUUUUUCAGACCUGUACCCAUCGAGCCACAGUUGGCAUCCAGACGGAAAUUAGAUGAAAAAUCGAAGUUGCUCCUAAUUCAAAUACAAAUAGUGGAAAAUGUAGCCCUUUCAAAGGGCUAUCGAAUGGUAUAUAAAUGUCUGUUUUGAAAAUGGUUCCUACGACGAGAGAUCACGGUACACAAAACCGAUUGCGGAUAUCGUUACUACAUACGAAAUAAAGAUUCUUUGCUUACUCAAUUAUGUUACGCGAUUUCAAAGCAGAUAUUCAGAACCAGCACGUCUUCAGCUAUCUAUUGAUAACAAAAUAUUUCUAUUUCG